AGCAGCAAGAGGGCUCGGUUUCUCUGUAGUGGCUGCUCUGCAGAAGAACCUGCUGCCGCUGCUGGCUAGCAAAGCGGGCCCUACCGCUCAAGUGACAGCAGUGCGUGCGGUUUUCAGCUCCAGUCCAAUCCCUGGUGAUAGCUGAAGGGCUGGGCGGCUAACAAACCACCCGAUCGCUUUCGUUUCCCCCCGCGUUGCCUUAUCGGGUUUCCCUUUCCCCGCACGUGCCACGGAGGGGGCGGCGGGUCCUUGGCGCUGGCUCGGUUUCGUUUCUCCGGGCAGCUGUGGCGGGAUGCUGCAUCCCAGCCGGCUGGCCCGGCUCACGCUGCUGCCCCGCUCGCUUUCCGCCAUGGCGGCGCCUCCCGCGGGCUGCUCCGGACAGGCCCGACCGUGCUUCGCUGUGGAGGGGCCCGGCUCGGACCUGGUCUGCUUCACCCUCAGCGGCAGCGAGGGCGCAAGCGCCAGCGGCCGCCCCGAGCCCCGCUGCUUUGUGCCCGCUCCGGGGAGGUGCUAUUCCCUCUGCGUCCCCGCCGCCCCUAGCGUCCCGGCGGCCAGGCUCCACCGGCGUUUGCAGCAGAGGCUGAGGCAGGGGCCGUUCGGGAGAUGCCGGGUCCUGGGGCUCCUCUGCUACGGGGCGCAGGCUGCGCUGGAGAAGGGCUUCCUCAUCCAGGACCCGCAGGGAGGCCCGGAGACCGAGCGCGCCCUGGAGGAACUGCUGCGGGGCCUGGGCGAGCUGCCGCCGCCGCUGGGCGUGUACGAGGCGGGCGAGCUGGGCGAGCUGUGGCAGUGCCUGUGGGCCCUGCGAGGGGCGGGCGGCAGAGAGCUGCUCCGGCGAGCCCGAGUGGUGGCCGUCGAGGAGCCGCCGCUGCACCCCGCAGUGCCCGGCCUUCGCCACGCCGCCGUGUUCCACUCCCUGCAGGCCGCCCGCAGCGUGCUGGAGCAGUGCACAUCGUUAAUCCCUGAAGCCACAGCUGUCCUUGAUCUAGUGGAUAAAUGCCCCAAGCAUUCAAAAAAGGGAGAAUUUCCUGUCAUAGUUAUUGAAGGAUUAGAUGCAACAGGCAAAACAACUGUAACCCAGUCGGUCAAGGACUCACUGAAUGCACUUCUCUUAAGGUCACCCCCAGCUUGUAUCAGCCAAUGGCGGAAGACUUUUGAUGAUGAACCAACACUCAUCAGGAGGGCAUUUUAUGCUCUGGGCAACUACGUUGUUGCUUCAGAAAUAGCAAAAGCAUCCACUGAGUCACCUGUGGUUGUAGACAGGUAUUGGCACAGCACUGCUGCCUAUGCAAUUGCCACUGAAAUAAGUGGAAAAGUGCAAAAUCUUCCUCCAACUCACCAUGAGGUGUACCAGUGGCCUGAGGACCUGCUCAAACCUGACCUUGUCCUGCUGUUGACAGUUAGUCCUGAGGAGCGGAUCCGGAGACUGCAGGGACGGGGGCUGGAGAAAACGGAGGAGGAAACUGAGCUAGAAGCUAACAGUUUGUUUCGCCAAAAAGUUGAAGAGUCAUACAAAAGGAUGGAGAACCCUGGAUGCCAAGAGGUUGAUGCCAGCCCCUCCAGAGAAGAGGUUCUGAGGACUGUUUUGCACCUAAUUAAAAAACACUGUGGUUCAUUAUAGCUGCUUUUGUGUGGCAGCAUUUACAGUGAGUUGCUUAUGUGUCCUCUAUUUUUCCUCCCUGGAAAUGCACUGCGCUCAGCUCUUUUCCAUUCAAAUAAGCUGCUCCAGAAUUCUCAGACAGAAGAGUCUCCCCUUUCCUCUACCCAAUCUAAACAGUGUUUUUAUACUAAACUCUUUCUUUACUGCCUAAUGUACUUUGUAUAUAGGGCAAAACACAACUCACAUGCUGUCCACCAUCCCUAGUGCAGCCACCAACAAAUCAUUAGGGACGUACCAGGUAUAUGAGAUGGUAAUAGGAAUGUGCUGGCAUUUCUAACAAUGUCAUUGUAUUCCAUCACUGCAUAGAAAACCUGAUCCUGCAUUCCUUGCAUACCCAAACUCCAACUGACUUCAGUGUGAGUUUUGGGUGUGCAAGGAAUGCAGAAUCAGGAGGAGAAUCUGAAACACAGUCUAGCAGUAAAGCCAUUAAAUGAUCCAACAUUCAGAAAACCUGGAAACCACAGUCCCAGUGUUGUUUACUAAAAUUGGCAUUUGGAUAUUAGAGUGACCAGCAUCCUGCAGAAGUGUGAAAUAAAUGAGGGCCUGAUUUUUCCAAGUGCUGAGUACCAAUAACUCCUGUUGAAGUCAAUGGAAGCUAUGAGUGCUCAGGCUUCAGUACCAGGCUCUGAAAAAUCAGUCCCUGAGUAAAUAAAUACAAAUAUGUCAAUACAAAAAAAAGGAAAGAUCUGAAUUGCAGGUCAAACCAUUUAAAAGAGAGGCAGGUGGAAGGAGGGCAGAGUCUGCAUACUGGCACAUUAGAAACAGGGACCUGAGAGGAAAUCAAAAUAUAAAACAUUUUAUAAAUAAUAAAUAGAAUAUUUUUUCUACACAGAUUUUUUUUCCCCAACCUAUUUUUAAUGCAUUAAUGUUAUUUGCUCGCCUUUUGAUGGAAUUAAUGUAAAGCAGAAAGACAUGGAGAAUCUACUUGCAACAUUCAUUUUAGUCAGUUUUUUCAGCACUUUAUCUGUACUGAGGUUUCUAUUAAUAUGUUUUAUGCAGAGGCAGUUGGACACCAUCUCUACCCUGCAAAGACUUAUGCAUAGGCUCAACUUUAUACACAUGGGUACUCAUGUUGGGGCUACUCACCAGGCGUAAAGGUGAACAUGUGUGUAAGUCUUUGCAGGAUCAGGGCCUAACUGAAAUUCAAGAUGGAAACCUAAAUUAAAUGGCAUUUUAUUUCUAAUCUUGUUUAUAUUUAAGUUCCUUUAUUAAAUAAGCAUAAUUGCUCAUAAAUAUCUCUUGUAAAUAAAUGUGUACAUGAGUGUGACUGAACAUGGUAUUACCCUCCAUCAGAGCAAAGCGUGUGUGCAAGGGAGAAAAGUGUAAUAGGAAGAAAACCAUCCAAACACAUUUUUAUUUAGUUAAUUUACAUUUUAUUUGGUUUACUUAUUAUUAAGUAAGUAGUGCCUGGUGGCCCUCUACACACACAUAGAAUAGGAACUUACAAUUAUGAUUAUACUGUACCUUUGUCUUAGGAGACAUCUGAAGCGUUCAGAUAAUCAGUUUUGGAUAAAGGAAUUUCAGAUGUGGAGAGCAUAACCAAAUUUGGAUAAUCAGAGGUUGGAUAACUGGGGUUUACUUGUCCUGUAACUUUCAGAGUCUUACCUCUUCCAACCCUACUAAAUGCUCUGCCCAUGGAAUGCAAGUACUCCUUGGUCAGGCAGAGCUCCAGUAAAGCCAGGGUAUUUUUCUGCCUUUCCUGUAUGUAUUGAUAAGGAGGGUAAUGUAGCUAAUAAAAUCUGAAUUACACACACAAGCUAUAACACUUAUGGACUAUUCACAUUCCUUGGAGCUAAUAUACUUGUGAUAUAUAGUGGGCAGUACAAUAAAACAAGAUUGCUCAAGUUAA
Terrapene triunguis (Three-toed box turtle) is the source of this 3506-nucleotide messenger RNA. It is a transcript of the gene CMPK2, whose product is annotated as cytidine/uridine monophosphate kinase 2. The record is from RefSeq and is a predicted model, not a curated record. Lineage: Eukaryota; Metazoa; Chordata; Testudines; Emydidae. Gene Ontology annotation, cellular component: mitochondrion; cytoplasm. Gene Ontology annotation, molecular function: dTMP kinase activity. Gene Ontology annotation, biological process: dTDP biosynthetic process; dTTP biosynthetic process; dUDP biosynthetic process. Bases 293 to 1618 code for a protein of 441 amino acids. The transcript is spliced from 5 exons.